AUGGAGAAAACUAACGGAGCCAACAAGCGAUGGAACUUCGGAGCUAACGAGGUCGUCGAACGAUCAAGCUCUCUAAGCAUUCGACAGUAUCUUGAAACCUUAAUUAGUAGUCUCAACGUCAACGACGGUAGAACCGUCAUCCCUCUCGGACACGGCGAUCCUUCUCCAUUCCCCAGAUUCAGUACCGAUCCUGUCGCUGUCCAAGCCAUCUGCGAUUCUGUCCGCUCCACCAAAUUUAACACGUACUCUUCCGCUUCCGGUAUUCCUAUCGCCAGAAAGGCUGUCGCAGAGUAUCUCUCUCGGGAUCUCUCUUACCAGAUAUCACCAGAUGAUGUUCAUAUCACAGCUGGUUGUUUGCAAGCCAUUGAGAUUUUGAUCUCUGCACUUGCAACUCCUGGGGCUAACAUACUCUUGCCUAGACCCUCUUACCCGAUGUAUGAUUCUCGAGCUUCUUUUAGCCAGCUCGAGGUCCGUUAUUUCGACCUCUUACAGGAAAAAGCUUGGGAUGUUGAUCUCGAUGCAGUUGAAGCUCUUGCUGAUGACAAAACCGUCGCCAUGGUUCUUAUCAACCCUUGCAAUCCAUGUGGAAAUGUUUUCUCUCGCCAACAUCUUCAAAAGAUUGCAGAGACGGCUUCCAAGCUUGGAAUACUUGUGAUAGCAGACGAAGUCUAUGAUCAUUAUGCGUUUGGGGAGAAACCGUUUGUAUCCAUGGCAGAGUUUGCGGAUAUAGUGCCUGUAGUCUUGUUAGGCGCCAUCUCGAAAAGAUGGUUUGUUCCUGGCUGGAGACUUGGCUGGAUGGUGACUCUUGACCCUCAUUGCGUCAUGAAAGAUUCUGGGUUUCUUCAGUCUCUUACCAAUGUCAUCAGCAUGUCAACGGAUGCUGCAACGUUCAUUCAGGGCGCGAUUCCUGAUAUUAUUGGGAAUACAAAAGAAGAAUUCUUCUCAUCGAAACUCGAAAUGGUGAGAGAAUGUGCAGAGAUUUGUAAUGAGGAGAUUACAAAGAUCCCUUGCAUCACUUGCCCCUGCAAACCCGAGGGGUCAAUGUUCACAAUGGUGAAGUUAAACCUUUCGCUACUCGAAGAUAUCAGUGAUGAUUUGGAUUUUUGCUACAAGCUAGCUAAAGAGGAAUCCCUGAUCAUCCUACCAGGCCGAGCUGUUGGGCUUAAGAACUGGCUACGUAUCACCUUUGCAGUUGAGCUCGAGCUUCUCAUAGAGGGAUUUUCCAGGCUAAAUAACUUUGUACAGAGACACUCCAAGAAGCAACCAUGA
This is a messenger RNA of Arabis nemorensis, 1269 nucleotides long. The record is from the annotation of a GenBank genome assembly. NCBI's taxonomy places the organism in Eukaryota, Viridiplantae, Streptophyta, Magnoliopsida, Brassicales, Brassicaceae.